AUGAUCUCUGCUCUAUAUAUACUACAUCGUCCUGAUUCAAGUUUACCUUUCCUGCAGAAUGACCUUCUCCUCUACAGAGGUUAUCACAAUGACGUACCAAAUUUUGACAUAAUUUUGGGUGCAUUCUGCAAGACUUAUCAUAAGAAAUUGCCCGAGGAGAAGUCACCCUUUCUCUUGAUUGAGGGUAUAAGCUAUAUUUAUGUGACAGGCAAGUAUGACAUAGUGCUAUUGGCGGUAUCACGACAGAAUGCCAAUGCAAUGCUGACGGUUGUAUUUUUGAAUAAUAUAUACAAGCUUUUACAUCUCUAUUUGACAACAGCGAAGGUUCCAGUUGCCGGUUCUACCGGUCAAACUGGCCGCCAUACUACAACUACAGCACCUUCUCAUGAUAAAAUCAAAGGACAAGUCACUCAUACUGCAUUGGACCGGGACACAAUUUCCGAUAACGCUACCUUGAUCCACGAACUCUUGGAUGAAUGCAUGGACUUUGGAGUAAUACAGACCACAGACUACAAUAUUUUGAAGGAAUAUAUCAAGGUAGCUGUUAAUAGAUCCGUACAUGCGGAGAAUGACAAUCAGUAUGACCUGUCGAGUAGCUCGGAUUCGAGUGGUGAAGAUAGCUCCCAUAACAUAAACGACGCUAUCAAGAUGUACAUGAAUAAAAAGGGAAAGAAGAAGGGGGACAAAAAGAAAAGCAAAGCAGAGCUAAAAAACAUCAAAUCUACACACAACCAACCAGUUUCCAUGCAUGACAUAGAGGAAAAGCGAUAUAUCAACAGUUCUAUAUUAAGAACUUCUUCACUGGCUAUCAACUGGAGACCUAAGGGUAUUUUCUAUGCAAAAAAUGAGAUUUACAUUGAUCUUAUAGAGAAUUGCGAGUUUUACUUUGACUUAGGGUCUGAGGUGAUAAAAAGGAAUGAAAUAUUUGGGAGAUGUGAUGUUAAAUGUUACCUCUCAGGUAUGCCAGCCUGUAAAGUUGAAUUUAACGAAAAACACAUUUCAGGAAUAGAGGUUGAUGAUGACGAAACAGAACAUUCAGAUAAAAACAAGGAUACAGAAGGAGGUAACAUUUUACCAACAUCUGAUGACGAAGAUGAUGAAGGAUCGACUUCUACCAUUGGUACUACCAAGGGAAAACAUAUACCAAUCCGUAACAUUCAAUUCCAUCAAUGCAUAGAUUUAAGUCUGCUAUAUAAGGAAAAUCUUGUCAAAUUUACUCCACCGGACGAUAAAUUUACACUCUUAACUUACCAUGUUGAGCAGCAAAAACAGAUCAGGAAAUUGCCAUUGAUUAAGAUUACCCCAGUUUAUAAAUUGAACCAGAAAUCGAAGACUUUACAGAUUAUGUGUACUUUAUCCACACAGUUUAAGAAAAGGCUAAAGACUCAAAAUCUUUUGGUUAAAAUUCCAGUCGAUCCAACUCUUUUUCCUAUAGAUAAUAAAGAAAACCUAAAGUUCAAGGCCCAACUAGGAGAGGUGACGUUCAAAGUUGACUCUUCCCAGUUGUACUGGCAAAUUGGGGAAAUAAAGGGAGGUACUAAAGAUGUUAAAAUGAUGGCAGAAUUACAGUUAAUAACCAAUCCAUCAAUUAACACGGUAGAAAAUGUUAUCAACAGGAAAGUAAAAGAUGAAAAGGACCAUAGCAAAGCCCGAGAAUUGAGAACUAACCUCGAAGAAGAAGAUGCAAAUGGAGGCAGACCCACAGCUGAACAUGAUGACUUUGACCAUGACCAUGAGCAUCAUAGUGAUGAUGAUAAUGAUAAUGAUAAUGAAACCGACAGAGGUAUUAGUGAAUUGGACAGUUAUUAUGGGGUAAACAAAACUGCAAAUCGUGUCGAAUCUGUGCAGUCCAAAUUUAUUAGUUCCAAAUUAGAUGAACCCUUCGACAAUGACAUAUAUGUUAGCUUUGUCAUCCCAAUGCUUUCGUACUCUGGGCUCAAAUUAACAUUCCUCAAAGUUGAAGAAGAUCAAAUGAAGUACACGUCUUUUCCAUGGGUCAGAUAUAGCACAGAGACUGGAAUGCAAAAUUCUACUUAUCGGUUCAGACUUGGGGUCAAUUGCUUUUCAUUGUGUUAG
Messenger RNA from Dujonia railenensis, 2076 nucleotides. Lineage: Eukaryota; Fungi; Ascomycota; Pichiomycetes; Serinales; Debaryomycetaceae. The record is from the annotation of a GenBank genome assembly.